GCCAGCAAGCUGGAAGUCUCCAUGCCAGCAGUGGUUGAAGUGGAGAGUGGGGGCACAGCCAGGAUCGAGUGCAACUUCUACAUCCCUGGAAAUGGUUCCUACACCUACAUUAACUGGUCUUACAUUGACCGCAACAACCGGGUGAGGCUGUGCCGCAUCACAGGCAGCGAGAUUCUGGAGGAGAACGUGGACUACAAGGGGCGGCUGUCGGUGGGGGAGGACAACGCCCUCUCCAUCAGCAGGGUGACGAUGCAGGACGCCAGGACCUUUGUGUGCCAGGUCGGGGCGGGCAGCCACGGUGUGGGUGAGAACCGCACUGAGCUCCAUGUCUACAAGGUCCCCGAGGCCCCUGAGAUUGUGGCCAACCCGGCAGGCAUCUCUGUGCAGAGCAGUGACAUCCCACAGAUUGCCCACUGCGUGAGCAAGAACGGCUUCCCACCCCCCAACAUCACAUGGCACAAGAACGGGGAGCAGCUGCAGCCAGAGGAGAAGAUGGUGAAGAUCCCGGCCACGCUGACCCGCGAGUCGAGCGGGCUGUACACGGUGAGCAGCACCCUCUUUGCCCACGUCACCCGGGAGGACCGCAAUUCCCUCUACCACUGUACUGUGCACUAUUGGCUGCGGGGACAGAGGCAUGCUGUGGAGUCGCGGCGAGUCAACGUCACUGUCUUCUACCCUGCAGAACACGUGAAGCUGCAGGUCAUGCCGUCCUCGGCACUGGUGAAGGAAGGGGAUGACGUGAAGCUGGUCUGCGAGGCUGACGGGAACCCAGCACCGGUCUUCAGCUUCUAUAAGAGAGGGCUGGAGGACAGCUGGCAGGACCUGUCAUCACUGGCAGACACCAACAGUGGCGUGCUGAACCUGCAUGAUGUGAAAAAGAGCAGCAGCGGCCUAUACAGAUGCCAGACCCUGGACUUGGAUGAUAUGAGACAGCUAGAGAAGGAUGUGGAGCUUGUUGUGAACUACAUUGAAGGGGUCCAUGUGAAGAUGGAGCCGUCUUCACCCCUUCAGGAAGGGGAUAGUGUGAGGCUGAGCUGUGAUGCCCACAGCCCUGUGGCCCUGGACUACCAGUGGAGGGAUGAGAAGGGCAGGAAGGUUGGAGAAGGGAACCAGCUCUUCCUGAGCAACCUCACCUUCGAAACCUCCAGCAACUUCAGCUGCAAGGUGAUUGCACCAAGCGUGCCGGGGCUGGAGCAGAGCAAGCAGGUGGCUGUGGCUGUUCAGGGGAAGCCGCGGAUUGUCGCCAUCAGCUCCCCGCUGUACGUGCGGCAGGAUGAGGUGGUGAACCUGACCUGCAAGGCCAUUGCUUUCCCCAGGCCUUCUGUCCACUGGAAUGUCAACGGGACGGCUCAUGAAUACGUUGAAAAUCAGCACAUCGCCAGCAACCUGACAGUGCGUGUGAACCAUGACCUGCUGCGGGCGGGAGCCAUGUGCAGGGUCUCCAAUGCGCUGGGUAUCAGUGAGAAGCACAUCCAGCUACUGGAUCAAAAGACACCAGAGAGCAAAGGGGUGAUCAUUGUGGCGAUCAUUGUCUGCAUCCUCGUGGUGGCUGUGCUGGGGUCUGUCAUCUACUUCCUCCACAAGAAAGGCAAGAUCCCAUGUGGCCGCGCUGGGAAACAGGACAUCACAAAGCCAGAGGCACGUAAAGACAAGAUUGUAGUUGAAGUUAAGUCAGAUAAACUUUCCGAAGAGGCGGGGCUCCUGCAGGGUGCCAACGGCGAGAAGAGACCUGCCGCUGACCAGAGCGAGAAAUACAUCGAUCUGAGAAACUAGAGAGGGAAUCUACUAAGUGCUUUCUUCCUUCAAACCUUUCCUGCUCUUGGAUUGCCUUGUCCCACCCCUGCUCCAGUACCUGGGGAGCAUGGCCAGAGACGAUUACUGCAUCGCAGUGCUGAGCCCCAACAUGUGGAGGACACCCCCUGACUCACCUGUCUGUUACCUCAACCGUGGGCUUGCAGGUUGUCGACUUAGCAGCAGCAAAGCUGGGCUUGCUUACUACUACAGAGAGGCCAACAGCAAUAUUAGAAAGAAAUAUCCCAUUAAGCUACCUGGUGGAAGGUUUUGAGGCUUUUUCAGGAGAUUGUCCUGUAUGUGUGUGGGAAGGUUUUGAUGUGUUUUACCCUAAACUUGCUCAGAAAAGCUGGUGAAAUGUUACUUUUACUUUUGGGAUGUCCCAGGCACCUUAGAUGUAGCGGUGUGCAGGUUAGAUGAGCGAAGAAUGGAAGUGGUGUGUUAGAGCAGUGUUUGCCAGCUGCUGGGGAGGUGUUAGUGCUUUGCUUUUUCUUUGAACUGUUUCUUGUCUUGUUGGUUUAGCCCAGCAGGUCCUGGUGGUGCUGUGCAGGUAGGGAGCUCCAUGACGGGUAGCUGUGAUCCUACUGGAGGCGAGUACCUGGCAGAGCAAGAACAGGGGCACCCAUCUCUCGGGCACAUGAUGGACCAAGGGCUUAGGUUCUCUGGUUUGUAGCGUAGCCUUGCUGAUGUGAGGGGGGGGCUUUCCCUCUCCCCACUCCCCAGGGAAUUGGAUUGCUUUUGGGGGGGGCUGCACAGCCGCUGGCAACAGCUGGUCCCAAAGCCUCCCCCAAAUGUAAAACUAAGGAGUACUAGGCCAGGGCCAGUUGGUGAUGUCUCAGGGUUUUUUUGUGCUGAACAAUUACCAGCCCCAGGUAAAACCGAUUUACUGCUGUGCUUCGGUGGCACCCCUGGCCCUACAGCCAUGCUGGUGCUACAGCAGGUGAGUGGUGGAGAGGGAAGAUGGCCAAGCAGCCUGCCUUUAGCUUCUGCUGCUGUGGCCUGUCCCAGCCCUCUGCUGGCAAAUGUGGUUUGCUCUCCUGCCUUUUCCUAGAGAGAUCAGCCCCCUGCAGCCUCUCUUUUCCCCGAAGUCACUACUCUCAGUGCUAUGCUGUCCACAAGCCUAUGUCCCCCCAGCCCUUGGGCAAGGGGCUGAGGCUAACCCCAGGUGACAGGAGAGGUGUCCCCUCAUGCACCCCCAGCAUCCUCUGCUGGUAGCAGGGAGCUGUGCAGCAGCCCAGCAGCCAGUGCCUAACAAGCAGUGAGCUAUACUCAUGAGCUACAAGUGUUGUCGAAGCAAAAGCUUUGGUUUAUAUAUAUUUUUGUUGGAUUGUGUGUAAAUUUCCAGAAGUUUUGUCUGAUACUUGCAAGGUUUUU
Haliaeetus leucocephalus (bald eagle) is the source of this 3165-nucleotide messenger RNA. RefSeq names its product melanoma cell adhesion molecule (gene MCAM). The record is from RefSeq and is a predicted model, not a curated record. The coding region runs from base 22 to 1773 and encodes 583 amino acids. NCBI's taxonomy places the organism in Eukaryota, Metazoa, Chordata, Aves, Accipitriformes, Accipitridae. The transcript is spliced from 14 exons. Gene Ontology annotation, biological process: angiogenesis. Gene Ontology annotation, cellular component: plasma membrane.